AUGAAGCGAAUCAUCACCCAUUUCAUGGGAAAUAUCUCGCUUGAGCUUACUAACCUAGAAUCAGUUGCGGACAGUUUGGAUGAGAAACAAGGCGAUGAGGCUGGCAAUCCAUCUACAAUCACACAAGACCUUGCCCUGGCCAAGGAUUACUCCUUAAAUCCCCUCUCUACAAAUACCAUGCAUUACUCCGGGGAGCUUUCCCACUGGAACUUUUCGAAAAUGCUGGAGCGCCGACUUCAAAGUCUGGGCAACGCCACCAAGCCAGGAAGGAGCGAGGAUGCUGGGCAGCCUGAUAACGGCUUCUUUCGCGCAACAGACUUACAGUCUUCUGGCUCGUGCAUAGCAUUGGCCAAGCAGUAUUUUCCACCAAGGCCCAUCGCCGACUUCUUGGUCAAGACAUUCCUAGAGUAUGCUUUGACUAAUUACUUCUAUUUCGAUCAAGAUAUUUUCCAUCGCAAACUAGAAUACUAUUAUGACUUGGAAGGGUCGCUGACUAUCAAUGACGCUGGCUGGGUCUGCACCCUCCUCAUGACAUUUUCCAUUGGUACACAAUUCGCAUAUAUGCAGACAGGCCCAAUCUUGACGAAUGAAUUCGCCAAAGUUGAUAUUGAAGACGAUAACAUUGGAAUUCAACUUUAUCGGUUCUGCUGCCGACUGAUUCCGGACCUUAUUACAACUGCUAGCGUCGAGAGUGUCCAAGCAUUCCUUCUCAUGGGAUCAUAUACACUACCAAUCGAUACGUCCGGCCUAGCAUAUACAUAUUAUGGUCUGGCAAUAAAGAUGGCAAUACAGAACGGAAUGCACAGGCAGUUCCCUGGGGAAAACUUCGACAGUCGAUUAGUCGAAGCGAGGAAUCUCGUAUCAGUAUUUUACAUGGUCGCCCCGCCUCCUUUUUCGCCCGCCGAGACCGACACGCCCAUGCCAAAGGAGCUAGCAGGCUUCCAAUCCACCGACUAUCGGUCAAACUUGCCCAAUUUUUCUGCCGCAGUCAUUCUUACGAAGCACCUGGCGAACGCUUCGGAAACUAUCAAAUCUUUACGCAGCUGCAGCAGGCCGAAACAGCAGAGAUAUCUCAAACAGCUGGCCGCCAUGCGUGAUCGACUUGGCAACUGGUGGUCUAGUCUCCCAGCCCAGAUUCAUUGCAGAGAUCUCAGCCAGGAUGGGCCUCUCUUCCGAUCAAACAUUCAUCUUGAGAUCUAUUACAUCACUACUAUUAUAUACAUUGGCCGACCCUUCAUCAUAUCCCCAGUCCAAGGGCCUGGAAAUACCACAACACAGACCAAUACAAAUGCCCAAGACGUUCCGGAUGUCAUCAAGAAACUACGCGACGACUCACUCAACGCAGCUAUUCGGGGAAUAGAACUGUGUCAAAUCUUACAAGAUUCCGUUGGUCUUGCUCGUGUUUCAUAUACCGAGUUCAGUGCAUGCCGCAUUGCGUUGCUUGCUUUGAUUGCUCACAGUCUCAACGAACAGACGGCAGGAAUAUCUACCGCUCUCACACAGGGAAUGGUAAUAAUUCGAAAAAUGUGCGUUGGGCUCGAAUCUGCCAAAUCCGAAGUGGCGGUAAUUGAAGCACUUGAUAGAGCCCGCCAACGGUUAUAUGCCCCUACCAGCCUAGAGGACAAUCGCCCGAUACAGUCCGCAGCGGGAUAUGAUCAAUUCCAGGAGUGGGCCAAGCUUUGGCGAGCCGAUCCAAUGAUGGAAACAGCUGCUGUCAGCCUUGGGGGAAAUGCUAUUCCGAUCGAAGAACAAACAAAUCCCACAGUACCUUCAUUCGAUGGAUUCUUUUCCUCGUUUCCCGACGAGCUUUGUGAGUUUACUGCCAUUCCGGGGCUCAGCGGUGAUGUUUCAUUGGGCCAGGAGUGGUUGAAUAGCUCACAGCCCGAUGAUAUCAUAUGGAACACAGGAGGUACCUUUGAUAUGACUGGCCAUACACAGUGA
Penicillium waksmanii is the source of this 1941-nucleotide messenger RNA. RefSeq names its product fungal specific transcription factor domain-containing protein. Gene Ontology annotation, biological process: DNA-templated transcription. Bases 1 to 1941 code for a protein of 646 amino acids. The transcript has 4 exons. Gene Ontology annotation, molecular function: zinc ion binding; DNA binding. NCBI's taxonomy places the organism in Eukaryota, Fungi, Ascomycota, Eurotiomycetes, Eurotiales, Aspergillaceae. The record is from RefSeq and is a predicted model, not a curated record.